AUGACGUCUCGGGAGCAGCUGGUACAGCAGGUGCUUCAGGAGCUGCAGGAGGCCGUGGAGUCCGAGGGCCUGGAGGGUCUCGUGGGUGCUGCUCUGGAGGCCAAGCAAGUCCUGUCGUCCUUCACCCUCCCCACCUGCCGAGAGGGGGGUUCCGGCCCCCAGGUGCUGGAGGUGGACUCCGUGGCGCUGAGCCUGUACCCGGAGGACGCUCCCCGGAACAUGCUGCCGCUGGUGUGCAGAGGCGAGGGCAGCCUGCUGUUCGAGGCCGCCAGCGUGCUGCUGUGGGGCGAUGCCGGCUUCAGCCUGGAGCUGCGGGCCCGCACGGUGGUGGAGAUGCUGCUGCACCGUCAUUACUACCUCCAGGGCAUGAUCGACUCCAAGGUGAUGCUGCAAGCCGUGCGCUACUCCCUGCGCUCUGAGGAAUCCCCCGAGAUGACCAGCCUGCCAUCCGCCACGCUGGAGGCCAUCUUCGACGCGGAUGUCAAGGCCACCUGCUUCCCCAACAGCUUCUCCAACGUGUGGCACUUGUACGCCCUCGCCUCCGUCCUGCGGCGCAACAUCUACUCCAUCUACCCCAUGCGAAACCUCAAGAUCCGGCCCUACUUUAACCGCGUCAUCCGGCCCCGCCGCUGCGACCACGUGCCCGCCACGCUGCACAUCAUGUGGGCCGGCCAGCCCCUCACCAACCACCUCUUCCGCCACCAGUACUUUGCCCCCGUGGUGGGGCUGGAGGAGGUGGAGGCCGAAAGUGACCCCGGCCUGCCCCCCGCGCCUCCAGCCCUGGCCCCGCUGCCGCCACCCGCCAAGACCCUGGCGCUGCUCAACCAGGAGCCCGGCCUCAGCUACUCCCACCUCUGUGAGCGCUAUAGCGUCACCAAGAGCACCUUCUACCGCUGGCGGCGGCAGUCCCAGGAGCACCGGCAGAAGGUGGCCACGCGCUUCUCCGCCAAGCACUUCCUGCAGGACAGCUUCCACCGCGGGGGCGUCGUGCCGCUGCAGCAGUUCCUCCAGAGGUUCCCCGAGAUCUCCCGCUCCACCUAUUACGCCUGGAAGCAAGAGCUCCUGGGCUCUGGCACUUGCCAGGCCCUGGCCCCCAAGGAGGUGCAGGUGCUGGAGGAGCUGGAGAAGCUGCCGGACGAGCAGAUCGCCAAGGGGCUGGGAUGCUCGUCGCUGGCCGUGUCGAGCCCUGGCAUGAUCUUAAUGCAGCGGGCCAAGUUGUACCUGGAGCACUGCAUCUCCCUGAACACACUGGUACCCUAUCGCUGCUUCAAACGCAGGUUCCCCGGCAUCUCGCGGUCCACCUACUACAACUGGCGCCGGAAGGCCCUCCGAAGGAACCCCGGCUUCAAGCCGGCGCCGGCCCUCUCCACGGCCGGGGCUCCCCAGCCAGCGUCUGUUCCGGAGGAGGCCCUGCUCCCUUGGAAGGGUGAGGUGGGAGAGGGGCCGGGCCAAGCGACUGCGGGGGGACCGCCCGCCCCCCGUGAGCUCCUGCCCCCAAAGGUGCCCCUGUCCCGUUGGCAGAGGCGUCUGCGCAGGGCUGCCCGCAAGCAGGUGCUGAGCGGGCACCUCCCUUUCUGUCGCUUUCGCCUCCGCUACCCCAGCCUGUCGCCCUCUACCUUCUGGGUCUGGAAGAGUCUUGCCCGGAGUUGGCCCAGAAGCCUGUCCAAAUUCCAGAUGCAGGCCCCCAGCUUGGGCAAAGAAGGGAUGGAAGCUGAGGAGAAGCAGGAGAAAGAAGCCUGCAGGGAUGUGACCGCUGUGACGGCCCCUCCUAUGGGAGACCCCCCGCGGGUGGGGUCUUCUCCAGGAGAGGAUCCGGGGAAAGCCCAGGGAGGGCCUUCCAGAGAGGGGGCCACGGCCCAGGGCCGGCCCCACAGCAGCCUCCCUGUGACCGAGGCGGCAGUGGGUGGCAGGGACGGCCAAAUGCUGGUGAUGGACAUGCUCGCCACCACAAAGUUCAAGGCCCAGGCCAAGCUGUUCUUGCAGAAACGCUUCCAGUCUAAGAGUUUCCCCUCCUUCAAGGAGUUCAGCGCCCUCUUUCCCCUCACUGCCCGCUCUACCUACUAUAUGUGGAAGCGGGCACUCUAUGAUGGCCUCACGCUGGUUGAUGGCUGA
Messenger RNA from Lynx canadensis (Canada lynx), 2112 nucleotides. RefSeq names its product vertebrae development associated (gene VRTN). The record is from RefSeq and is a predicted model, not a curated record. Gene Ontology annotation, biological process: regulation of transcription by RNA polymerase II. The coding region runs from base 1 to 2112 and encodes 703 amino acids. Gene Ontology annotation, cellular component: chromatin. NCBI's taxonomy places the organism in Eukaryota, Metazoa, Chordata, Mammalia, Carnivora, Felidae. Gene Ontology annotation, molecular function: sequence-specific DNA binding. The transcript has a single exon.